This is a messenger RNA of Colletotrichum gloeosporioides, 336 nucleotides long. RefSeq lists its product as uncharacterized. Bases 1 to 336 code for a protein of 111 amino acids. NCBI's taxonomy places the organism in Eukaryota, Fungi, Ascomycota, Sordariomycetes, Glomerellales, Glomerellaceae. The transcript has 2 exons. The record is from RefSeq and is a predicted model, not a curated record.
AUGCAAUUCUCUGUUACCACGGUCAUGGCCGCUGCCCUUGCCUCUCUAGCUCUCGCAAACCCUGUUCAGCUGGAGUCUCGCCAGGACCAUUCCAAGGUCUCCUCCUUCAGCGACGACCUCUGCACGAACGGCGAGCAGGUCUUCGAGGUCACCGGCGUCGGAGCCCGUCGUUGCAUCCCGGUCUCCAACAAGCGCUCCAUCAAGGUCGCUGAUAAGCGCGGUUGUACGAUCAAGACGUGGAGUGGUUCCAACUGCGGAGGCAGCGACUUCACCCUCCCUGAUGGCGAUCUUGACUGCCACUCCGUUCUCCACGCCGCAGUGGAAAUCAUUUGCUAG